This is a messenger RNA of Plasmopara halstedii, 1422 nucleotides long. RefSeq names its product trna (adenine-n-)-methyltransferase non-catalytic subunit. The record is from RefSeq and is a predicted model, not a curated record. The transcript is spliced from 7 exons. Gene Ontology annotation, biological process: tRNA methylation. Gene Ontology annotation, cellular component: tRNA (m1A) methyltransferase complex; nucleus. Lineage: Eukaryota; Oomycota; Peronosporomycetes; Peronosporales; Peronosporaceae. The coding region runs from base 1 to 1422 and encodes 473 amino acids.
AUGGCACUUGCUGGUGGUGCAGAUGCGUCUACGUCUACAGAAAUGUCACCACGCCUUCCUCAUAUCAUUUAUGAAGGUGAUACGGUUAUUUGUCAGACAAGUGAUGGCCGAAUGUUUUUUCAGGCUAUCACCAAGAACGAAUCUAUUCGCGUUGGAAAAAAAGUGGCAAGCUUGAAGCCUGUUGUCGGCUCGUUUUACGGUGCCAUUUUUGAAGAACAGAACAAGAAGUUAGUCAAGGUGACAGGUGGACUAUUUCCCGAUCCUGUGGCUCCGGAAACGGGGGAAGGCUUAAAUCCAGAUGAAGACAAUCGGCACUUUGCAGACACAAAUUCAGCGCAAAUGCUGAAACAAACAGAUAUUGGUGAACUGCGUGAUAAAGGUGCAUCCGGUAAAGAGAUUAUUCAAAAAUUGGUGGAAAAUAGCUCCACUUGGGAAACCAAAACGGACUUUUCCAAGCAAAAGUAUUUGAAGAAGAAACAACAGAAGUAUAUGCCUCGUGUCCGAUUUCUCCGUUGCACGGCUGAAUCACUUUGUCGCACGUAUCGGUUGAAAAAUCCGAUGAAAAUUUGUAAUAUGCGAGAGGAUUCGUUAGGUCAGAUUUUAGUUUAUGCAAAUAUCUUUGCAGGUGGACAAGUGCUAGUUGUAGACACUUGCAUGGGUCUAGUAGCUGGUGCCAUUGCUGAGCGUCAAAGAGGUACUGGAUGCAUUAUCUGUCCGUACGAGGGUCAGCAACCUGCAGCAGAUAUUUUGCGUCGAUUUAACUUUGACAAGCAGACGCUCGAAUCCAUACAUUACAUGCCUUUUAAUCAAGUCCGAAUGCUUGAAAUGAAUGAAGAAGAUGUAGUGGAAAUCAAGCAAGUCGCUCGGGAUGGGCUGUCGCAGGAAGAGCGAGAGCGUAUGGCAGCAGAGCGUGCCAAGAAUUUCACACCUGAGCAGCAAAAACGUUUUGCAGAGAAAAAAGCACUUCGUGAGCAAACAAAACUUUUUCGACAAAAGCCGUCAACAAUCCGUGAAUGGGUUCGUCAAAAGUCUGACAGUCUUGUCAUUGCUGCAAAUUAUGAUCCCGAGAAGGUUUUGAUGGCACUCUUGCCAUACCUCGGUCGUUCAAAGCCAUUUGUGAUCUACUCUGAAUUUCUCGAGCCAUUAACUCGAACGUUUGCUACACUUCAAAAACUGGAGGCAAUAAUUGAUUUGCAAUUGAAUGAAACUUGGACUCGAGAGAAUCAGGUGCUACCUGGUCGCACUCAUCCAGAGAUGAGCAUGAGUGCUUGUAGUGGUUAUUUGCUUUCGGGAAUUAAAAUUCUUGAUAUUUCGCCGCUUAAAGCCACAGUAAAUGGCAUUGAAAUUGAACAAGAUAGCAGCAGUAAAGAUUUCAGCAAUGGCCCAGCCUCAAAGAGGGCAAAGACCGAGACAAAAAAAUAG